GGGGCGGGUCCUGGCAGAGGGUCCUCAGCAACCCCCGGAGGUGGAGCGGCUGGCCAGAGCGCCCACUGAGGAGCGGAGAGAUCCCAUCGUGGCGCAGUCAUGCUCCGGGUCCCGCUGUGUACGCUGCUCCCGCUCCUGGCGCUGCUGCAGCUGCUGGGCACUGCGCACAGCGUCUAUAAUGUCUCCCGGAGGACAUUUGAGCUGGACUACAGCCGGAACCACUUCCUCAAGGAUGGGCAGCCAUUCCGCUACAUCUCAGGAAGCAUUCACUACUUCCGAAUACCCCGCUUCUACUGGGAGGACCGGCUGCUGAAGAUGAAGAUGGCUGGACUGAAUGCGAUCCAGAUGUACGUGCCCUGGAACUUCCAUGAACCCCAGCCAGGACAAUACGAGUUUUCUGGGGACCGUGAUGUGGAACAUUUUAUUCAGCUGGCUCAUGAGCUGGGACUCUUGGUGAUCCUGAGGCCCGGGCCCUACAUCUGCGCAGAGUGGGAUAUGGGGGGCUUACCUGCUUGGCUACUAGAGAAAGAGAAUAUCAUUCUCCGAUCUUCUGACCCAGAUUACCUUGUAGCUGUGGAUAAAUGGCUGGCAGUCCUCCUGCCCAAGAUGAGGCCCCUGCUCUACCAGAACGGAGGGCCGAUUAUAACUGUGCAGGUUGAGAAUGAGUACGGGUCCUACUUCGCCUGUGAUUAUAACUACCUGCGUUUCUUGGCGCACCGCUUCCGAUAUCAUCUGGGUAAUGAAGUCAUUCUCUUUACCACUGACGGGGCGAAUGAAAAACUGCUGAAGUGUGGGACCCUGCAGGACCUCUACGCCACAGUGGAUUUUGGAGUAGCCACCAAUAUCACAAAUGCUUUCCUGAUCCAGAGGAAGUUUGAGCCCAGAGGACCUUUGAUCAAUUCCGAGUUCUAUACUGGCUGGCUAGACCACUGGGGUCAACCCCACUCCAUGGUGAAGACCGAAAUCGUGGCUGCCUCCCUCUCUAUGAUGCUUGCCCAAGGGGCCAACGUGAACUUGUACAUGUUUAUAGGUGGGACCAAUUUUGCCUAUUGGAAUGGUGCCAACAUGCCCUAUGCGCCACAGCCCACCAGCUAUGACUACGAUGCCCCACUGAGCGAGGCAGGAGACCUCACUAACAAGUAUUUUGCCCUUCGAGAUGUCAUUCGGAAGUUUAAAGAAGUCCCAGAAGGACCUAUCCCUCCAUCUACACCCAAGUUCGCAUACGGAAAAGUUGCUCUGAGAAAGUUCAAGACGGUGGCCGAAGCUCUGGGUAUCCUGUGUCCCAAUGGGCCUGUGAAAAGUGUCUACCCCUUGAAGUUCACUCAGGUAAAACAGUAUUUUGGGUAUGUGCUGUACCGAACAACACUUCCUCAAGAUUGCAGUGAGCCGAAACCCAUUUUCUCUUCACUCUUAAAUGGUGUCCGUGAUCGGGCUUACGUCUCUGUGGACGGGGUGCCCCAAGGAAUCCUUGAUCGAAACCUUAUGACAACUCUGAAGAUACAGGGGAAGGCUGGGGCCACGCUGGACAUUCUGGUGGAGAACAUGGGCCGUGUGAACUAUGGCAGAUAUAUCAACGACUUUAAGGGUUUGAUUUCCAACAUGACCCUCAACUCCACUGUCCUCACCAACUGGACAGUCUUCCCACUGGACACUGAGGCCAUGGUACGCAGCCAUCUCGGGGGCCAGGAAGCCACUGAUGAGGGUCACCUUGAUGGACAGUCGACCUCCAAGUCUUCGGAUUUCAUACUCCCCACCUUUUAUGUGGGCAACUUCUCCAUCCCCUCGGGCAUCCCAGACCUGCCGCAGGACACCUUCAUCCAGUUUCCUGGAUGGGCCAAGGGUCAAGUAUGGAUCAAUGGCUUUAACCUUGGCCGAUAUUGGCCCACAAUGGGCCCACAAAUUACCUUGUUUGUGCCAAGGAACAUCCUGACCACUUCAGCCCCAAACAACAUCACAGUGUUGGAGCUGCAGUUUGCACCCUGCAGUGAGGGGACCCCAGAGCUCUGUACAGUGGAGUUUGUUGACACUCCAGUUAUUGCCUGAUCUGACCAUCAGUGGCCAUUUUCCAGGCCAAUCUGGUCAAGACUCAUGGCUGAACGCCUGUGAUGACUGAGUCUCUGGGAGCACAACCCUUCUCUGGCUACAGAGAUCACCUUUGUCGUGCUACAAUGGGAGUGACAUUCCUGGAAUGUGUGUAUCCUCCUGGUGACUUUGCAGCCCUGCCUUGCCUGACCUCCCACCCCUUGCGGCCACCAGGAAGGCUGAAGGGAGUGGACACUAUAGGAAGACACAGCUGGUGUGCUGAGUUGGAACAAAACUUGAAUAAUGUCUCUUAUUCUGAUUUGAAAUAAUCAUGUCAUCUUUCUGCUGAAUAAAAUUGUACGCAAGU
Grammomys surdaster is the source of this 2389-nucleotide messenger RNA. It is a transcript of the gene Glb1, whose product is annotated as galactosidase beta 1. Bases 100 to 2043 code for a protein of 647 amino acids. Gene Ontology annotation, molecular function: beta-galactosidase activity. The transcript is spliced from 16 exons. Gene Ontology annotation, biological process: carbohydrate metabolic process. The record is from RefSeq and is a predicted model, not a curated record. Gene Ontology annotation, cellular component: vacuole. Lineage: Eukaryota; Metazoa; Chordata; Mammalia; Rodentia; Muridae.